AUGCCUACAGAGAUUGAAGAGCUGGUGGAAUUCCUCCACCAUGGAAACACCCAAAUCCGCCAAAUCGCGGCGGAAAACCUGGUUGGCUUCUCUACAGCCCAACCUUCCCUCUUCAAGCGUGUCCAGCUCGAACCGAUCAAGGACCUGAAGCUGCUGGUCCGGGAUUACGGCCCAAUUGCCAAAAAUGCCCUGACGAUGCUGAUCAACUUGUCGGACGACAAGGAGAUUGUCGAGAAUUUGGCCAAAGAUGAUGUCCUGCUUGAAUCGCUGCUGAAGCGGAUAACUAGUCCGAAAGAUCCCAACGCCAACGAAAUCGCCAUGCUCCUCGCUAACAUGGCCAAGUCAGACGAGAUGAAGCGCAUCCUCGCGUUGGAGCGAGAUGUGCCGAAGGAUCUCUCGACGUCCAAGAACGCCAUGGACCAGCUAAUGGACUGCUUCGUCAAAGGCGCAGCAGGCAGCUACAACAAGCAUUCGGACUACGACUACCUUUCAUAUUUCUUCGCAGACAUUGCCAAGUUCGAAGAAGGACGAAACUACUUCCUGUCCACCCGGCCCUACGACUCCGUCAUCCCGCUCAGCAAAAUCGUCGUCUUCACCGAACACAAGUCCCAUAUUCGGCGCAAGGGCGUCGCGUCUACCAUCAAGAACGUUUCCUUUGAAGUCAACUCGCACCCUCUUCUCCUCUCGUCCGACGAAAACCCACUCAUCCCAACCGAGGACAACAACAGCACCACCAACAUCGACACCAGCGGCUCCACGGGCGUCAAUCUUCUCCCUUACAUCCUCCUGCCCAUUGCUGGUCCCGAAGAGUUUGCCGAACACGAAUCCAUGGCCAUGCUGACAGACCUGCAACUCCUCCCGCCCGACAAGGAGCGCGAUCCUGACCCGGCUAUCAUCACGACUCAUCUGGAAACGCUCCUGCUCUUGACAACGACCCGCGAGGGAAGAGACUACAUGCGCAGCGCGGCGGUGUAUCCUCUUGUGCGCGAGACGCAUUUGCAUGUGGAGAACGAGGAAGUGCGCGAGGCUUGCGAUCGCCUUGUCCAGGUCAUUAUGCGCGACGAGGAAGGCGAAGAGAAGCCUCUCCCGCCCAUGGCCGAGGAGGAGCUGCAGAAGCUCCAGAAGAAAGAGGCGCAAAAGGGAGGCGUGGUUGGUGAAGUGAAGGAGGCUGAUGAUGAGGAGACGAUUGAGGAGGUGCUUUGA
Molecule: messenger RNA, 1203 nt
Organism: Xylona heveae TC161
Lineage: Eukaryota; Fungi; Ascomycota; Xylonomycetes; Xylonales; Xylonaceae
Product: DUF383-domain-containing protein
Exons: 6
Coding region: 1-1203 (400 amino acids)
Source: RefSeq, a predicted model, not a curated record